AUGCUCGGCUGGUCGACUCAGCUCGGCAACAAGCUCUUUGGGCCGGAUCCGAAGUUCGAGUUUGCGAAACCUGGGCAGGGUGUGGACUUGCUGGCGGGGCGUACGAUACCCUUGGACAGUCCUUACUGGCGACAAUACCUCACCCUGUUCGACUCGCCCUCCGACGUCGUCCUCCUCCUCCCUUCCACCUCCCUCCUCUCAGCCCUACACUCCAACCCCCUCAACGUCCUCACCCUAAUCCACUUCCUCACCACCUCCCUCUUCACACUCCUCUUAAACCCAUCAUUCCCGAAUGCAGAACUGGCGAAAGAGGCGUUGAAUGCGGUGAGGGUACUGAGUAGGGUCGUGCCACUUGUGCUGGCGCCGAGGGUGGCGGGUGCGGUGGAUCAGGUUGAAGAGGAGCUGUUCUGGAGGAGGGAGAAGGUGCCGCUUAGGGAGGAGGUGGGAGAAGAGUCGGCGAGUGGGAAGGAGGAGGCAAAGGCGAGCGACGCAGAGGGGCAGUUCGUCCUCGAAGACGAGGAGGACGAGGAUACGACGCCAGUAGACCCGCUCACCUCCGCGUCAGCGGUGAAGGCGCAGCACGAAGCGGAGGAAUCGGCGUUUGAGGAACUGCCGCCUCUAGCGGAACGGCUGCUGAGCGCCCUUGUCGACUUGCUCUUCGUGCCGGGCUUUACGCUGCCUGACAGCAGUCGGGCCGGCGCAGACUCGAGUAUCGUGACCUACUCUAUCUGGGAAUCCGGCAUCGCCUCGCCUGCACCCUCUCACCCACGCCCCGCCCUACCACUCACCUCCCUCUCUGCCCGCCUCGAGAUCCUCCGCCUCCUAACCCUCCUAAUCUCCCUCCCCUCGCUGCUCACGUCCCCCUCGCACUUCCCCUCUCUCCCAAACACCUGGCGCGAAGCACUCGUCUCGGGCCGCGCAGCAGGGCGGGGCGACAAGAACGUCGUGCUUUGCUUGUUGUGCUCGGUGUUGAAUACGGCGUUGAAUGCUGGAGCGGCGGGUGCAGCGGGAACGAGCGCGGGUGCGGGAGUGGAGGGCUUGAGAGAGAGGGCGGCGAGGUUGGCGGCUGAGACGGCGAAACGGACUGCGCCAGUCGCGGACGGUUCGGACGAGGCGAGCGUCAAGAACGCGCUCGUCGGCGCAUGCCUGCAGUUCCUCGACACCGUCUUGAUCGACCAUGCACCCGUGGAAGGUGCCGAAGCUGCGCCAAACCAAUUCGCCUUCUACCUCUCGAAACUGCACCGGCCUUCCGACUUUUCGUUCCUCCACUCCGGCCUCGUCGGACUCAUCACUACCUCCCUUGCCGCGCCCUCAACAUCCUCGCUCUUCCCCCUCGGCCUGCCUUUACCCGUCAACAUCUCUCCCUCCUCCUCGCCCACCUCGCCCGCACGAACGAAGAAACCCGCCGGCUGGACAACCGAAGCCCUCACAAUCCUCUGGCGCACGCUAGAUACGAACCGUAAAUUCGUCAGCUGGCUCGUCAAGCCCCACUCGACUUCCGAAGGCAAGUCGAGGUUGCUCGAGACGCUCGUGGCGGUCGAAGCUUGCAUGCUCGAUUGGCACCCGGACGAGACGCAGAUUGGGCUGGUCCGGCUUGCGAGUUUCAUCAUGCAGACGAUUUCGGCGGAGGCUGCGAGUGCUGGAUUGGCGAGCAAAGAGGCGGAGGAGGAGGUCAAGCGCGUGUUGAACGCGCCGCUGGAGCCGGAGGUCGUCGGAGCGAGGUUGGCGGGUGUCGUCAGAAGGCAUGUGGCGAGUCAGGGGAUCGAAGUUGGCGAGGAGAGGCAGGGUGAGCGGAACCGAAAACGCGAGACGAAGAGCGUUAGUUUCGUCGAGUACCUCCUGAUCGUUCUUCACGCCCUCCUCAUCCCCUCGCCCACGACCGCCGCCGCCCCUCAAUCCACCCGCUCCUCCCUCUCAACCCUCUACCCAUCCCUCCUCCUCACAGUCUCGAACCUCUCGCCCCUCUUCCGCGACGUAGGCGCCGACGCAGCGACGAGGCUUGUUAGGGUCUGGCUCGCGUUCUCGGCGCCGAGUUGGGUGUUGAUGGAGGAGGGGAACCCGAGGUUGAUCUUCUACCUACUCGAGACGUUCAACAACGUCGUGCACUUCAACCUCGACUCGAACCCGCACAUCAUGUACGCCUUGCCCGUCAUCUAUCAGCGCUUCGACCUCCUCGCCAACUUCACGCUCGCACAAGGGAUCGCCGAGGCCCGUCGAUUGCGUGCUGCGCGACGCGAGCGCCAGCAACGAGCGUCAUCGGGCGGCUCUACCCUUCGUCCAAUCAGCGAAGGCGUCGCGGCGUCUGCGCGGACAAGCGAAGACAGUCCCGCAGCUUCGUCGGAAAAGGCGCUCGGCAAACGACGCGAACGGACGCUCUCGCUCGGCAGUCUCGCAGACUUGUCGCUCUCGUCGCCUACAAGUCCGAACUUGUCGCGAACGACGUCGAACACAAGCGGGGGGCCGUUGAGUCCGACAGCGAGCGAGGCGGGCGAGACGGGCGACGAGCAGAGGCCGUUUGUCGGCAAGAACGGUUUCGUCCCGACGACUGAAUGGGUGGCAGCCUGGCGGGAAGGCUUGCCGCUCGACACCUUGAUGAUCGUUCUCUCCAAGCUGCGACCAAAGCUGCUCGAGCUCGACCCGUCCUUCCCCUCUUCCACGCCCUCAGCCUCAGUCAUCGCCUCUCUUCGUGCUCUACUCGUCUCGCCAUCGCUCACCACUCUCCUUCCGCCUCUCUCUUCGCAACCGCCGCCUCGAAUCCGCUCGUUCGCCUCUUCCGCAGCAUCAACGACCUGGUUCGCCUCAGUCAUCUACGGGCGCAUAUACCUCUCGCAGCUCGACUACCUCCGAGAUACGCUCGCGGUUCAGCUGUUCGCGGUUGCUCAGGCGCCCGACUCGGCGGCAGGCGGGUUGUGGCGGCGAGCUGGAGCUGUCGGCGGUGUGCAGGGCGUGGUCGGUGGCUUGAGCGCGGGUCUCGGAGCGGAGCUCGACAGAGUUAGCAGGUCGGCGGUCGAGGUGGGCGGGAAAGUCGGCGAUACUGUUCGUGGCGUGCUCGGUAGAUUCGGCGGCGGCGGUCGAUAG
This is a messenger RNA of Rhodotorula toruloides NP11, 3078 nucleotides long. RefSeq lists its product as uncharacterized. The transcript is spliced from 10 exons. NCBI's taxonomy places the organism in Eukaryota, Fungi, Basidiomycota, Microbotryomycetes, Sporidiobolales, Sporidiobolaceae. Gene Ontology annotation, cellular component: membrane; Golgi medial cisterna; Golgi trans cisterna. The record is from RefSeq and is a predicted model, not a curated record. The coding region runs from base 1 to 3078 and encodes 1025 amino acids.